UGUAAAGCGCGUUAGCGAAACGAGCGGCAUUGUAAAAAAAUACUAUUUUCAUUUGAUUACGUUAUUUACUUUCACAAAUAACUUGAUAAUUCCUUCGAUAUGAGCAACUCUUAUUGAUUUACGUACAAAAGUUCGAAUAUACACAGUUGGAUUAAUAUUUUGUAACAAAAACUUUGCGCGGUUUUUGUGGGUAACCAAACAUGGUUAUAGAAAAGUUGCAUGGUUUGCAAGCUACAGGCAUCAGUUUAAAUGACCGUUUCACGAUGUUUGCGGCCACUGCCCCUAUCGCUCGAGUGCCCAGGCAACGGAGGCGGUCUACCGGGCUGUUCUCCUUUGGUCAACAGAUAAACAACCGAGAUAUCAUCGACCAAAUUGCUCAACGAUUAGGACAGCAGUCCAAGAGGGAUGCAGUUAGACAGCGGCUAGGUAUCCCUGCGCUCAGACGUUAUGGUAGUGCAAGUAGUUUGCCAGGGCUCCGUAGGUCAAACAGUUUCAGCAACCUGAGUGAGCGGAGUGUGCAGAGCAGGACAUCUUGGAGGCAAAACAAUGGCAACUUGAUUAGGUCAGCGUCGUUCAGCAGCCUGUCGGCGGGCGUGUGGCGCGGACGCGGCUUCCGGCGCCGCGGCGGACGCAUGGGACUCAUGCGAGGCAGAAUGAGAGCCCGUGGUGGUAGACAGCAGAUGGUGGGCAGGAUGCGUGGGCGGGGACGUGAGCAGGCGCGUGGGCAGCAACGAAUGCUCCGUGGGCAGAUUGGGCAAAACGGGCGGGGACGGGCGCGCGGGCAAAAUAUGCGCGGGGCAGCGCGCGGCCGAGGACGAGGGGUUGGAAGAGGUGGCGGCAUCACCAGACAGCAGAAUCCAGUUCCUACAAAGGAAGAGUUGGACCUGCAGCUAGACCAGUACAUGGCCAGCACCAAGCACGCGCUGGACAAAGAGCUGGAUACCUAUAUGAAGAAUGCAAUGGAGAUGGAAUAGCCCACAGAGUUGUGUUUAGUGCUUAGUGACUGCUUCUUGGUGCAUACGGCGCAUACAAGGUUUUUGCAGUAAUGUACAGUUCACAACAGGAAACGUAUAACAAAACAUUGAGAUUUCACGUACACUGGUAGGGGUCAAAUCUAGGUAAUAUUUAGGGUGCGGUCACACUCUGUUGUGACGAGAAAUAGUCGUGCAGUUUAAAGUGUUGUGGCUUGUAUAUUUGAAUGAAGGUGUUCACAUAUGAAACCGAUACUCAAUUAACCAGUAUAGUAUAUGUGAACUUCACAUAAUAUAGGAUGGUACGACUAAUCGUUGUCCACAACUUACUUUGCUGUGACAACA
Messenger RNA from Maniola jurtina (meadow brown), 1316 nucleotides. Its product is annotated as chromatin target of PRMT1 protein-like. The transcript has 5 exons. The record is from RefSeq and is a predicted model, not a curated record. Bases 201 to 974 code for a protein of 257 amino acids. Lineage: Eukaryota; Metazoa; Arthropoda; Insecta; Lepidoptera; Nymphalidae.